UCUCGCCUACUCGAUGACCGGCGGUAGCAAGGAACAGGCCGGCGCAUCGGGUGCGUCCGGCGUCGCUGCCAAGGCCAAGGCCAUCCCUCCACUGAAUGCCAGCUCCUCCGAUGAAGAAGCGUUCAUCAAGCAGUUCCUCGCCGAGGCGGAGGGUGGCAAGAAGGACAGGCUCGUGUAGAUGCUCCCAGCUCCUAGUGAAUGCACGACACAGUUGGCAACGGAGCGUGUAUGAUGCUGUAAAAUCAAUGCAGGGGCGCUGACGGCUUGUGGUGCAUUAGUGGUGGCCUUGCAGUGGGGAAGCUAUGAUACAGGAAGGGGCCAUGAGCACGAGUUUUGAACGUAUUGUUGUC
This is a messenger RNA of Tilletiaria anomala UBC 951, 350 nucleotides long. RefSeq lists its product as uncharacterized. The record is from RefSeq and is a predicted model, not a curated record. Bases 14 to 178 code for a protein of 54 amino acids. Gene Ontology annotation, biological process: proton motive force-driven ATP synthesis. Lineage: Eukaryota; Fungi; Basidiomycota; Exobasidiomycetes; Georgefischeriales; Tilletiariaceae. The transcript is spliced from 2 exons.